AUGAAAGGACUCCUGGCCUCCAUCACGGGCGUGGAGAUUUCUGCAGCUCCCCCCGCUUCCAAAGGGGCAUUUGGGGCUGGAGGGUGGGGAGUUUGUCCCUGCUGCCUGGCCCAGCGGGCUGCACUUUGCUCUCCUGCCUUCACCCCUGGGGCCCUGGCCCCGGCACCGCCCUGCAGGCUCGGGCGGCCCCGGGUCACGCGGCUGCAGAGCCCCUGCUCCAGGGUCGACGGCCCAUCGGCGGGGUCCCCACCCCUGUGCGGAGCAGUUUUCGGUGACAGCACCCUGGUGCUUAUCGGACCUGCUGUUGUGACACAGCUCAGGCAAGUGGGCCUGGCCAAGGUGGGCGGCUUCAGCCAGUGGUUCCCUAACAGGAAGGCCGUGGUGGGUUCACUUCAUCCAGCUGAGGUGGAGGCGUCCGUCAGGCCUCUGAGCAGAUGGCUCUGGGACGGUCCUCGGAAGGCCCAGGAGGCGGAGGACUUGCAAGGUGGCCCUCCAUCCAGCUGGCCCCGAGCAGGAGGCUCCCUGCUGAGCUUUGCUGACAUCCGUCCCAGGACCAGCAGCGAGCUGGGCUUUCCAGAUGCUUCCUGUGAAAUGACAGGCGUCAACAGAAGCUCAUGCUCUGAAGACAGGACUCCGAAAAAGACAUUCUCUGAGGUGCAAAAAGAGAGACGAGAACAGGCCCAGCGGACUGUGUUAAUCCACUGCCCAAAUAAAAUCAGCGAGAAGAAGUUUCUCAAGUACUUAUCCCAACAUGGAUCUGUUAACAACCACUUUUUCUAUGAAAGCUUUGGUCUUUACGCUGUUGUAGAAUUUAGUCAGAAGGAAAGUGUAGCUUCACUGCAGAAUGUAACUCGUACUCCAAGCCUGGGCAAAGAGGCUGCAAUUCCAUUCAGAUCACAUUACUUCAAUUUAAAGUUGAAAACUCCAUUAAACCAGACUUCUGAACAGUCAAGUGUUCAAUGUAGGAAUCAGUCUUCUCCUUCAAGCAAGAAGCUUUUUGAAUUACUUUGUUGUGCAGAAAGUGUAGAUGAUCAGCUCAAUACUCUCUUGAGGGAAUUCCAGCGAACAGAGGAGAACACCAAGCUCCGAUAUCUCACCUGCUCUCUUAUUGAAGAUGUAGCAGCUGCGUAUUUUCCGGACUGCACUGUUAGACCCUUUGGCUCUUCAGUGAACAGUUUUGGAAAAUUAGGAUGCGAUUUGGACAUGUUUUUGGAUCUAGAUGAAAUUGAAAAAUUUAGUACUCACAAGGCCUCAGGAAAUUUUCUGAUGGAAUUUCAAGUGAAAAAUGUCCCUUCAGAAAGAAUUGCAACACAGAAGAUCCUGUCUGUGAUAGGAGAAUGCCUUGACCACUUUGGCCCGGGCUGUGUGGGAGUACAGAAAAUACUAAAUGCUCGGUGUCCCCUUGUCAGGUUCUCACACCAGGCCUCUGGAUUUCAGUGUGAUUUGACUACUAACAAUAGGAUUGCCUUGAAGAGGUCUGAACUCCUUUAUAUAUAUGGUGCCCUGGACUCCCGAGUGAGAGCCUUGGUGUUCAGUAUCCGAUGCUGGGCUCGAGCACAUUCGUUAACGAGUAGUAUUCCUGGUGCUUGGAUUACAAAUUUCUCCCUUACCGUGAUGGUCAUCUUUUCUCCAGAGGAGAUCACCCCCUAUUCUUCCAACACUAGACUACCUAAAAACCCUUGCAGAUGCAGAAGAUAAGUGUAUAAUAGAGGCCGCAACUGUACAUUUGUUCGCAACUUGAAUAGAAUUAAACCUUCAGGAAACGCAGAAACACUAGAA
Messenger RNA from Mesoplodon densirostris (Blainville's beaked whale), 1779 nucleotides. RefSeq names its product poly(A) RNA polymerase, mitochondrial-like. The record is from RefSeq and is a predicted model, not a curated record. Lineage: Eukaryota; Metazoa; Chordata; Mammalia; Artiodactyla; Ziphiidae. Gene Ontology annotation, molecular function: poly(A) RNA polymerase activity. Gene Ontology annotation, cellular component: mitochondrion.